This is a messenger RNA of Ilex paraguariensis (yerba mate), 704 nucleotides long. The record is from the annotation of a GenBank genome assembly. Lineage: Eukaryota; Viridiplantae; Streptophyta; Magnoliopsida; Aquifoliales; Aquifoliaceae.
AUGUUUGCUAGAUCUCAGGACAAUGCUAUUCUUGAUGAAUACAUGAGAAGACGGCUUCUUCGUUUACUCGUCUUGAUGUUGGCCUUUUCAGCCUUGAGCUGCUGUCUGUGUUCUUUUCCACAUGCUGGUGGUAACCUGACAUGGCCAGAUGACAUUUUCCCUCGAGCUACAGCACCUUGCCCUUGGGGCAAUAGCAGUGUUGCGGAUACAAAAGGUGCGUGGUCCGAGGAGAGACAAAAUUUGCCUACUCACCGUGCGACUUAUAGCAUGACUUGGCAAGCACACAUCCAAUGUGAUCAGUUCAUACCACCCUUCGAUAUUUUUCCAAAGGGACGAGCACCACCAUUUACAUUGAGGUUAACUAGUCGUGAUAACACAGGUUGCCGCCUUCAUCGCGAGAUUUGCCUAAAUGGACAAGAGAGGCAUUGCAAGAGUCAGAGGGCAAAGCCAUUGUGACUUAGUUCGCCUACCUACCCCAGAAGUAAAUGCUAACAGUUGGGAUCACGCGAAUAGCAAAAAAUAUAUUCCUAGCAAAUUCUUGAGAGGUACUAUCAGGAUAAGACUUUUAUGUACUGUUUGGUAUAAAGGAUGGAUAGUAGGAAGGAUAUAUUUUUUUAUUAUUCGAGGGAGAAAAGUAGGAAUGAUACAUUUUUCUUCUUUUGUGUUUGGUUGGAUGGAUGAAAAAUAAAAAUGACUAUUUUUUU